Hordeum vulgare subsp. vulgare (domesticated barley) is the source of this 1802-nucleotide messenger RNA. RefSeq names its product probable histone deacetylase 19. Gene Ontology annotation, molecular function: histone deacetylase activity. The record is from RefSeq and is a predicted model, not a curated record. The transcript is spliced from 7 exons. Bases 87 to 1643 code for a protein of 518 amino acids. NCBI's taxonomy places the organism in Eukaryota, Viridiplantae, Streptophyta, Magnoliopsida, Poales, Poaceae.
UGACCUACCCCUCUGGCUCCCACACACAAUCCCGCAGAAACAAUCCAGCCCCCCAAACCCCACCGCCCCGCGGCGGCGGCGUCGCGAUGGAGCCCUCCUCGGCCGGCGCCGGCGGCAACUCGCUGCCGUCGGUCGGCCCCGACGGGCAGAAGCGGCGCGUGUGCUACUUCUACGACCCGGAGGUGGGCAACUACUACUACGGGCAGGGCCACCCGAUGAAGCCGCACCGCAUCCGCAUGACCCACUCGCUGCUGGCGCAGUACGGCCUCCUCGACCAGAUGCAGGUGCUGCGCCCCAACCCCGCCCGCGACCGCGACCUCUGCCGCUUCCACGCCGACGACUACAUCUCCUUCCUCCGCUCCGUCACGCCCGAGACGCAGCAGGACCAGAUCCGGGCCCUCAAGCGCUUCAACGUCGGCGAGGACUGCCCCGUCUUCGACGGCCUCUACAGCUUCUGCCAGACCUACGCGGGGGCCUCCGUCGGCGGUGCCGUCAAGCUCAACCACGGUCUCGACAUCGCCAUCAACUGGUCAGGGGGCCUGCACCAUGCUAAGAAGUGCGAGGCCUCAGGCUUCUGCUACGUCAACGACAUCGUACUCGCCAUCCUCGAGCUCCUCAAGCAUCACCAGCGAGUUCUAUAUGUUGAUAUUGAUAUCCACCAUGGUGACGGAGUUGAGGAGGCAUUCUAUACAACAGACAGGGUUAUGACGGUCUCAUUCCACAAGUUUGGGGAUUAUUUCCCAGGCACAGGGGAUGUCCGUGAUAUUGGGCAUUCAAAAGGAAAGUAUUACUCCCUUAAUGUCCCUUUGGAUGAUGGGAUUGAUGAUGAAAGCUACCAGUCCCUGUUUAAGCCUAUAAUGGCCAAAGUUAUGGAGGUUUUCCAGCCUGGUGCAGUUGUUCUUCAAUGCGGCGCCGAUUCGUUAUCUGGGGAUAGGUUGGGUUGCUUCAAUCUUUCGAUCAGAGGUCAUGCAGAAUGCGUGAAGUACAUGAGGUCUUUCAAUGUUCCAUUGUUGCUUCUUGGCGGUGGUGGCUAUACCAUAAGAAAUGUCGCACGUUGUUGGUGUUAUGAGACUGGAGUUGCACUUGGCCAAGAGCUCGAGGAUAAGAUGCCUGUCAAUGAGUACUAUGAAUACUUUGGUCCAGAUUACACUCUUCAUGUAGCACCAAGUAACAUGGAGAACAAAAAUACACACUACGAACUGGAUAAUAUAAGAAGCAAACUUCUUGACAAUCUUUCAAAACUCAGGCAUGCCCCUAGCGUCCAGUUUCAAGAGCGACCUCCUGAUACUGAGUUCCCUGAGCCGGAUGAAGAUGAAGAGGAUCAGGAUGAAAGGCAUGAUGGCCCUGAUUCUGACAUGGAAAUGGAUUAUCACACACCUUUGGAAGACUCAGCAAGGAGAAUCACUAUUCAAGGUGCAAGAGUUAAGAGAGAAUCAGCUGGAGCUGAAACAAAAGAUCAGGAUGGUAGCAGAGUAACAGGUGAACAUAGAGGACCAGAACCUAUGGCAGAAGACAUCGGUCCAUCUAAGCAAGCUCAUCUCGAUGCUAAUGCCAUGGCUGUCGAUGAGCCGGGAAAUGUCAAGAUUGAGUCAGGAAGCUCUAGUAAGUUGCCGGACCCACCAGCCAUCUACCAGAAGCCAUGAUUGUAAGCAUUCGGACCGUGCGUGUGUUUUGACAGUAAAAAGACGAAGUGAUGAGUGGUAGUCUCGAGUGUCUAACCCAUGUAUACAUGCAGCAUGGAUUAUUAAGCUGUAAUAUGUAUAGUCGAUUAAAUGAGCCGUGAGGCAGAAUUUUCUUGGCUA